UGCAGUUCCCAUUAUAUCUAUUAAAGUAGAAUGUGGUGGAGCCCUCAGCUAAUCUGAGCUGAAUACAACGAAUCUCACUGAAGUGGUUAAGAAAUAUUGAAGACGCUACUUCUUUUGCGAGUUAUUGAGAUGUCGGCAGCAAUGUCCAGCACGAACAACAACAUUGCUCAGGCGCGGAAGGCUGUGGAGCAGCUGCAGAUGGAAGCAGGUAUCGAGCGGAUUAAGAUUUCAAAGGCAGCAAUGGACCUUAUGCAGUAUUGCCAAGACAAUGCAAAGAACGAUCCUCUUCUCAAUGGAGUCCCUGCAUCGACAAAUCCCUUCAAAGACAAGAAGUCCUGCAUGAUUCUGUAGUUAUUCAUACAAAAAAUAACACAUACGCUUCCAGCACUUUGGUAUGGAGGAUCUGCCUGCAUGAACUGAACGACAAACUACAUUAAGGAAUUUAAAUGCAGGCAUUCUCAGGAUACACUACUGGGCUAGGAUGUUUGAGUUCAUAGAGCUAUCACCCAUUGAAAUGACUAUUAGACUUUCUUUUUCAGGAAGAUAGGGAGUUACAGUGUUGUUUUUGCACAAGUCAUGCUGAGAGGGUCUAUUGAAAUGAAAUAUUGUGUCCUGUGCCCAUGGACACAUAGUCCUAGCAACUACCCAGCAUCAUAAUCCAGUCUGAAGCGGUAAUAUAGUCUGUGUCACAUAGCCAUGGGCAUAGCUAGACAUACACCAUGUACACUAAAGCAUGCACUUUUAAAAAUAAUUUAUUUAUAAAAUAUAAUGUAUUUAUGUUGUGAAAUGAAAUGUGUUAAAUUUAAAUUUAAAACUAAAAUAUAUGUAUUUAGCAUGGUUUAUGGGUAUAUAUCUUCUUAUAUGGAAUUUUAUCACAAUAUUUGGUUGAUUAAAUGAAUUAUUUGCUUAA
Protopterus annectens (West African lungfish) is the source of this 910-nucleotide messenger RNA. RefSeq names its product G protein subunit gamma 14 (gene GNG14). Gene Ontology annotation, molecular function: G-protein beta-subunit binding. The record is from RefSeq and is a predicted model, not a curated record. Gene Ontology annotation, cellular component: heterotrimeric G-protein complex. The transcript has 3 exons. Bases 130 to 351 code for a protein of 73 amino acids. Gene Ontology annotation, biological process: G protein-coupled receptor signaling pathway. Lineage: Eukaryota; Metazoa; Chordata; Ceratodontiformes; Protopteridae.